Molecule: messenger RNA, 1754 nt
Organism: Cicer arietinum (chickpea)
Lineage: Eukaryota; Viridiplantae; Streptophyta; Magnoliopsida; Fabales; Fabaceae
Product: UDP-glycosyltransferase 1-like
Molecular function (GO): UDP-glucosyltransferase activity
Source: RefSeq, a predicted model, not a curated record
AAGGGAACUUUCUAGGAAUUAUUAAAAGAUCUAUUUCCAUCCACACAUCCAAAAUUUUCAUAGCAUAGCCCAGCCCACACGUUUGAAUAUCCACAAUAUAGCUUUAACCCCUUAGUCCAUAAAUACACCUAGUCCCUCCCUUUCUUCUAACUUCAUAUUUACCAACAAAAAAAAAAACUUUUUUAUAAUUUCUUCUCAAACUGUGAAACAUGAAGGAUACUAUAAUUCUAUACCCUGCUCUUGGUAAUGGACACUUAAUGUCCAUGAUUGAAUUAGGCAAACUCAUAGUAACCCACCACCCUUCAUUUUCCAUCACUAUUCUCAUCCUCAUACCACCCACCAAUAACAACAAUAACCAACACACACUUUCUCAUACACAACAAUACAUUGCUUCUGUUACAACCACAUUCCCUUCAAUUAAUUUUCACUACAUUCCUACAAUUUCAUUACCAUCAACCCAUUUUCCACCACACUUUCUCACCCUUGAACUCUCUCACCAAAGCAACCACCAUGUUCAUAAUAUUCUACAAUCAAUUUCCAAAACCACAAACAUCAAAGCUGUUAUCUUGGAUUUCCUCACCUAUAGUGCCUCACAAGUAACAACCACACUUGAAAUCCCCACUUAUUUUUACUACACUUCAGGUGCUACUGUUCUUUCUGUUUUUCUUCAUUUUCCAACUGUUCAUCAAAAUGCUACAAAACCAAUUAAGGAUCUUCACAUGCCUCUUCAAAUUCCUGGAUUACCAAUGAAUAUUUCAACAGAUGAUUACCCUGAUGAGGCUAAGGAUCCUGAGAUUAAAGUGUACCAUGUUCUGCUUGAUUCCGCAAAAACGAUGAGGGAAUGUGAUGGAAUUAUUGUGAACACUUUUGAUGCUAUUGAAGAAAAAGCUAUUAAAUCUUUAAAUGAAGGGUUAUUUGUUCCUGAUGGAAUUUCUCCUCAGAUUUUCUGUAUUGGACCUUUGAUUACAACUCCUUAUGGUGGAGAUGAAAAUAGGUGUCUGAGUUGGCUCGACUCGCAACCGAGUCAAAGCGUCGUGUUUCUAAGUUUUGGAAGUAUGGGGAGAUUUUCUAAGGCUCAGUUGAAUGAGAUUUCUUUUGGGUUGGAGAAAAGUGAGCAGAGAUUUUUGUGGGUCGUUAGGAGUGAGUUGGAGUUAGAUGAGUUGAGUUUAAACGAGUUGUUGCCAGAAGGGUUUUUAGAAAGAACGAAGGAAAAGGGAAUGAUAGUGAGAAAUUGGGCCCCACAAGGUGAAAUACUGAGUCAUGACUCAGUUGGUGGGUUUGUGACUCACUGCGGGUGGAACUCAGUGUUAGAGGCUGUUUGUGAAGGAGUGCCUAUGCUGACGUGGCCUUUGUAUGCAGAACAAAAGCUGAACAAAGUGAUUUUGGUUGAAGAAAUGAAGGUGGCUUUGGAAUUGAACGAUUCAAAAGAUGGAUUCGUGAGUGGAAAUAAGUUGGAGUACCGAGUUAAGGAAUUGAUGAACUCAGAUAAAGGAAAAGAGAUUAGGAAAAGGAUAUUCGAGAUGAAAAUAAGUGCUAAAAAGACAAAAGAAGAAAAUGGAAGUUCAAUUAUUGCUUUAAAUAAGUUGACUAGAUUGUGGAAUGGGAAUAAAGAUAAUAUAUGAUAGAUUGAGUAAACUACCAAGUGAUAAUUUGUGAUAUGGAUAAUAUUGUUGUCCCUAUCUCAUUCAUCUUGUUAGAAUUUGUGGAGUCUUCACCCCACCAACAUAUAUAUAAGAGCUUUUAAUUUAAUUUAA